AUGGGCUCAAUCAAUAAUCACGCAGAGCGCGAAGUCGCCCGUAUCUUCAACUCGACCGUUGCUGGCUGGGCCAUUGGUGCUGCUUGGGAACUUGGCAUCUUGGACGAGGUUCGGGAUCAUGAGAAGCUACACCCACAAACCUUCGCAUCGCAGCAUGAUCUCGACCUCGUCUCCACCGAGGGUCUCAUUACGACCCUUGUUGUCGUAGACAUCCUGGAACGAGACGGAGAUGGACAGGGAGAUCUCGUGGUGGCGGGAAAGCUCUUCGACGAAGCGUACCGUGCGAAAUCGCAGUUUCACUGGCUCAGCCUCGGAUCUGGGACUCUGUUCUCGCGGAUGCAGUGUAUCUUGCGCCGCGAGAAUCGCAAGGGAAAGUUUUAUACUCGAGAUCCGGCAGCCAUCGCUUAUGCCUGCAGAGAUAUCGACGCACCUGGAGUCCUGGACCUUCAGCAAUCCUGGUCCGGAGCCGAAUCCAAAUCCGAAUCCCGCGCAGUCGGCAUCGGCAUCGACUUGGCCGGGCCCUCCCUUAAGUUCGCGGCCGCCGAAGCCGCAAAGCGUGGGUACGGCGACAGGUUGAGCUUCAUUGAAGGCGACGCUCGUGCGCUGAAAGCGGAAGACGACUUUGCUGAGAUCGACCUGUUGACUUGUUUCAUGAUGGGCCAUGACUUCUGGCCCAGAUCAAAUUGUGUCGCUGCGUUGCGGAGGCUUCGCGAGAAUUUCCCCAAAGUCCGCCGAUUUCUCCUGGGUGACUCAACCAGGACCUUGCUUGGAACCAAGGGGUCCGAAAGAGCAGCUGCUGAAGCUAAUACACCUGUCUUUCCUUUGGGCUUCGAGCUUGGCCACGCCAUGAUGGGCACUUACCUGCCUAGCAUAGAGGAGUGGGAGGGGUCUUUGAGGACGGCGGUUGGCGGUGUAUAA
Molecule: messenger RNA, 918 nt
Organism: Cadophora gregata
Lineage: Eukaryota; Fungi; Ascomycota; Leotiomycetes; Helotiales; Ploettnerulaceae
Exons: 2
Coding region: 1-918 (305 amino acids)
Source: RefSeq, a predicted model, not a curated record